AUGGACGCCCCGUUGGAAGCAAAUCUGUAUGACGCAUCUAGCGUGAAAGAAUGCCACAACAGGAACCGCCCGGACAGGAACAACCCGGACAGCAGCGAUGACGGCGCAUGCGACGAUGAGGAGACGGACGCAGAAGCCACCGUAGUGAAUAAAGAAGGAAGCUUUUAUAAAAAGCUGUACGCCCUCAUCGAGUCCAAAUCGACCUACAUCAAUUUGGUCCUAAAGUGCAGGGCUGAGGGGGACAGUGAAAAUGCCACUGCCCAGAAGAAGCGGUACCUUAGGGCCAGUCGGAAGUCCCAAGACGAGGGGCAAGCCGAGCGAGAGAGUGCCUUAGAAACGGUUAGGGAAAUAAUUAAGAGGAAGUUUCCGAAGCGUGCCGAGGGCAAGAUAGAGUUGUACUUGAAGGAAAUUAUAGGAAACCCGCCCCCUGAGAACUGUGCCCUGCACAAGACCCUCUACCAAAGAAACGGAGCCAAGUUGUUCGUGAAGCACAACCUAAUCAGCUACCUCCUCCACUUCGUGGACAACAAAACGCUCAUGAAACUCAAGGAGUGCUCAAAGAUAGACAACGAAGUGGUAAGUCUCUACCUCCGAAAAAUACUACACACCUUAUCCUUCAAGGAUGACGAAAUAAAGGCCAAUAUCCACUACUGGAGAAAUGUCGUCAAUUAUUUUUUCUGCAAAACGGGUACUCUCAAACCAGUGGAUAGAAGGAAUUACCAACCUGUCACCAAAGAGUUCGAAAAAAACAAAAGCUUCUGUGUAAUUACAGAAGAUUCUAUGGAUUCAAAAGUAUACAUCAGCUUAGACUAUUUCAAUGAAAAACAGAUAACAUCCUGCACACAUAAAAAUCCACUGCCACACACAUGUGACGUUAUGAACGUACCAAACGGAGUGGAAGUUCUCCUAAAAAGUGAGAACAUCUCCAUUAUCGAUUUUGUUGAGGAAUACUACAAAAGACUCAUAGUUCAUGAAGAUGAGCUAAUGUGGCACAUAUGCAAUUUCAGAAAAUCUCGAAAAUUUUUAACGCUCCUUUUUCUCGAAUACCUCAAGUGUAUGCUCCAUGUACUGGAGAAAUACAAUGGCAAUUGUGUUUUUAAAAAAACAGAGUACUUGGUAAACUGUGGACACCAUAUUACGCACAGAAUUUGGAUCCAAAUGUUUUACGACUAUGGGUAUGAAACAGUAGGCAAUCGGAAAGAGGAAAAGGGAGACAUGAACAGGGGGCAGAGGACUACUGGGGGGUUCCCCAAACAGGAUAGUACUAAACAGAAGAAUCAAGUGCAGACGGAUAGCACAAUGAAUAAGACACUCUACUUAACCAUUGCUGACCAUUUCAAAUGGGAUGCAUAG
This is a messenger RNA of Plasmodium inui San Antonio 1, 1353 nucleotides long. RefSeq lists its product as hypothetical. The record is from RefSeq and is a predicted model, not a curated record. The transcript has 3 exons. The coding region runs from base 1 to 1353 and encodes 450 amino acids. NCBI's taxonomy places the organism in Eukaryota, Apicomplexa, Aconoidasida, Haemosporida, Plasmodiidae.